Messenger RNA from Monoraphidium neglectum, 1815 nucleotides. RefSeq lists its product as hypothetical. Lineage: Eukaryota; Viridiplantae; Chlorophyta; Chlorophyceae; Sphaeropleales; Selenastraceae. The transcript is spliced from 8 exons. Bases 1 to 1815 code for a protein of 604 amino acids. The record is from RefSeq and is a predicted model, not a curated record.
AUGCAGGGCGCCAGCGGCAUCGUCAUCGCAGGCCCCGUCCCCUUUGACGGCCACAUCCUCGUGUUUGGGCCCGUCUCCUCCGUUGAGGGCCUCUUCUCCAUGCUCGCGCCCCUGAGGAGCAAGCGCCUGGCACGGUGGCGGCCGAUCGUCAUCCUAGACACCACCCUGCCUGAGCCUGGCACCGGUUGGGACGACAUCUCACGGCUCAAGGACGGCAGCGCCCACAGCGCCGCGGACCUCCUGCGGGCCAACGCCGAGCGCGCGGCGCGCGGCAUCCUUUUGCCCAAGUUUGAUCUGGUGCAGGAUGAGGAUGCUGCUCUGGAGGCCGCAGCGAUGUCUGACGGAGAAACCAUUGAGACCUGGCAGCAGCUCAAGACCAUCAACCCGCACAUAGAGCUUCAUACAGAGAUGGUCAUGGCGGCAGACAUGGCUUACCUCUACCCGGCCACGCCCAUUCCAGGGGUGCGGCUCAUGCAGGUCGGGCUGUCCCCGGCCUAUAUGGCCGGGUCUGUCUUCGUGGCCUACUGCUUGGACAGCCUCGCCAUCCAGGCAUACACCAACCACGGCGCCCACAAGAUUGUGCUGAAACUCAUGCACCAGUGGCACAGCGGCGACCCCCGCCUGCUCUCCCGCAGCAUGGGCCGCGCCGCUGGGUGGCGCGCGACUUCCCUGCUCGUCCGCGGCAGCGGCGGCGGCGCGGCACGGGGGCAGGACUCGGAUCCUGAGUCGCCGCGCUCCGCCACCGAUGGCGGCGACGAGCCGCCGGCGCCCCUGCCGCGCGACGGACGGCAGGAGAAAGACCAGUCGCCGCUGCCGCCACCGCCGCCAAGGCCGCCGCCCGCCGCGCCCCGCGAGCCGCGCGGCGGCGCGCCCCCGAAGGGUGCGGCGCGCGAAAAGCGUGGGGCACAGCAGCAGGCAGAGGUGCUGCACGCGCCGACCGUGGUGUUGGUCCACAUCGAGGCGCCUUGGACAGAGGGGUGGAGCUAUGGGGCCUAUUGGCACGACCUGCUGCACCACCAGAGCAUGCUGGCACUGGGGCUGUACCGCCCAGUGCGGCAGCAGGGCGUUCAGUUUGACUGCGUCACGACGCACCCGUGCCCGGACACCCCCCUGCGCCCCGGCGACCGCGCCUUCGUCAUCGCAAACCUGGACUUUGCCGCCGCCGCCGGCAACGGCGGCAGCGUGUGGCCGGCGGGGUCAUUGGGCUUUGAUCAUGACUUGUCAGCCGAGGAGUUUGCAGAGUUCGAGGCGGCGGCGGCGGCGCUGUUGCGGCGCCACGGCGGGCCCGUCGGCGGCGGCGGCGGCGGGGACGGGUUCGGCGCGGGCGCUGCAGGCGCGUGGCAAGGGCCUGCGGCGGCGGCGGCGGCGACUGGGGCAUCGGGGGGCGGCGACCGCGGCCGCGGCGACGAGCUUGCUAGCGGAUCGGACAGCGACGCUGCUCGGCUCUGGGCCGGCGUUGGUUGGGACCCGCUAGGAUCGGAGGGGCACGCCAGCACCUUGCAAGGCGACAUCAGCGACCUCCCCGCCGGUGGGGCCGGCGCGAGAAUUGAGGUGGCCGGCGGCGCCGGCCGGGAGCGGCCUCGGGGGAGUGGCCACGGAAGCGUCCGGUUUUCAGACGCCGGCGCCGGCAGCGGCAUCGGCGGCGCCGGCGGGGGCGGGCGCGGCACGCGCCCCUCUGAAUCAGGGAGCGGCGCCAGGAGCGAGCCUCGGAGCAGCGCCGCAGCUGGCAGCGGCGACAGCGCCCUCGGCGGCGCGCUCAGCGCGCAGAACGGCCGGCCCAGGGGCGGCGUUCUGGACGUGGCCGGGCGCGUCUAG